AUGUCGACGGAGAGAGAUGUUAUUGAAUCGAAAAAGAACACGGAGGGCAAAAAUAAGGACAAAAUCUACUGUACAUUUUGCCCCUCGAAAAUGCUUAAUGCUGGAGCAGCCACGUUAAUAAACAUGGACUUUGCGCUGCCCUAUAUCCAUAGUAGGGCACAAGACGAGGCUAAUCAAUCAGAAAUAAUUUCUGACUACUGGCUAAUAGAGGAUAUGUAUACUUUCGAAAAUAUCGGCGUGUCGCAUACGGUAGGCAACGUCAAAUAUCUAGCUUGCGCCGAUUGCGAGAGAGGUCCAGUAGGAUGGCACGAUUUGUCCACUAAAAAGUCGUACAUUGCAUUGUGUAGAGUAAAAUAUGAAUGAAUAGAGAUAAGUGCUUAAUAAAAUUAAUUUUCUAAUUUUAUACAUGUAUAAAUGUACGCGUGUGCCACGUACAUACACAACACAAGUGUACAGAAAGAUGAUAUGCAGAUAUAAAAUAAUAUUUAUGAAGCUAUGAAUAUGUGCUUUAUAUGUGUAUAUAUACUUAUAAAAACGUAUUUCUUUAGUUAGAUUGUAUCUAAGUAAACUUAUCUUUUUCAAAUUAAAUAGUUAGAUAAGUAUUUUAUUUUUUUAAAAAAGACUUGUCAUAAAAACAAGUCAAAAGUGUCAAUGGUACUAUCUUAUACAGUAGAAUUGUGUUCGUCUCACAUAAAACCUCAGAAAUUAAUGUUUACACAGGAAUAAUAAUAAAAAGGUAUGAUUUGCUGUUUUACUUGACAAUUUAAUAUUUAAUCACAAUAUGUUACAAACAGCUGAUGAAUCAGAUAAUUAAUCCUCGAUACAAUGUAACGAUUCAAUAAAUUCCAUUUACAAUUAAAAAUCUGUUUACUUAA
This is a messenger RNA of Temnothorax curvispinosus, 875 nucleotides long. It is a transcript of the gene strat, whose product is annotated as guanine nucleotide exchange factor MSS4 homolog. The coding region runs from base 1 to 363 and encodes 120 amino acids. Gene Ontology annotation, biological process: post-Golgi vesicle-mediated transport; small GTPase-mediated signal transduction. Gene Ontology annotation, cellular component: cytosol; membrane. The transcript has 2 exons. NCBI's taxonomy places the organism in Eukaryota, Metazoa, Arthropoda, Insecta, Hymenoptera, Formicidae. The record is from RefSeq and is a predicted model, not a curated record. Gene Ontology annotation, molecular function: guanyl-nucleotide exchange factor activity; zinc ion binding.